Molecule: messenger RNA, 1111 nt
Organism: Myxocyprinus asiaticus (Chinese sucker)
Lineage: Eukaryota; Metazoa; Chordata; Actinopteri; Cypriniformes; Catostomidae
Gene: ttc32
Product: tetratricopeptide repeat domain 32
Exons: 3
Coding region: 111-521 (136 amino acids)
Molecular function (GO): protein binding
Source: RefSeq, a predicted model, not a curated record
UUGGACGUUCCAGUAGGACUUGAUUAAUAUUCAUGAGUAAAAUCUUUGGCAAUGUAAAGACAGUUGAAUAUUAAUAUUCAUGAGUCAAGAUUUCGCCAGUAUCGCGUCUCAUGGAGGACGGCGAGCUCGUGAUCCUGCAAAAAGCACAUGACGAGUUCAACAGGAAGAACUACAUAAGAGCAGAGGAAUUAUACACACAGUUUAUCGAGUCGUGCACAAAAAACAGACAGUGUAAUUCUCGUGAUUUGGCCAUCGCUUAUAAUAACCGAGGACAAGUGAAGUAUCUCAAGGUGGAUUUCUAUGAAGCGAUGGAUGAUUACACCUCAGCCAUCCAGACCAACAGCCAGUUUGAAGUGCCACUUUAUAACAGAGGGUUAAUACGUUACAGGUUGGGCUUUUUUAAAGAGGCUGAGAGUGACUUUCGGAGAGCCCUGGAGCUGAAUCCUCAUUUUAAAGAUGCUAAAGAAAGUUUAUGUCAGACACUUCUGGACAGUGAAGAAAAGCUGAAGAGAGGAUACUGAUUAAAAUGUCAUCAAUAUGCUAGUCAUUGAAAUUUUAACAAACUGGAUUUUUUUUGUGUGUGUGAAUUAAUGUAUAACUUUCUUUUAGUGUUCAUUCCAAGGUUUACCUGUUGAGUCAGUACAAAAUGUGAUUUUUCAUGAACAAUCGUAAGUGCAUAUGAUUAUGCGGAGUAUAAAUAAAGGGAUAGUUCAUACAGAAAUGAAAAUUCGUUCACAAUUUAUACACCCUAUUGUUCCAAACCUGCAUGACUAUGAUAACUUUCUUCCGUGGAACACAAAAUGAUGUUAAGCCAGGUGCCAUUGGUAAGCAUUCACUUUAUACUAUAUAUAUAUAUAUAUAUAUAUAAACUCCUAAAAUAAAUAAAAAGAUAUAAUGGAAAGUGAAUGCUGACUGAGGCUAACAUACUGCUUAUCAUAUUUUUUCUUUGAUUAAGAUUUUUAAUUCACAAAACCAUAUAAGUCUUUCAAGGUGUGGCAAAACAAAAUGAAUGUUAACAUAUAUUUCUGAAUACUGAAAUCAAAGGAUUGGACAUUUUUCAGUCACAAGUGGUGCAUUAACCAUGCUUUUUAAAUAAACACAUUAUUUAAAA